UGCCAGCUGUUUGGUUGACACAUGUCAGUUAGACAGGAUCAAGUCAAGAAUUUUUGGAUAUUAAAAAACAUGUUAACAUAUUAAAUAAUUUUAUUUUAGAAAAAUAAUAAAUAUUAUUAAGAAAGGAUCUCAUUAAGCUUAACAAUGUCUGAUGAUGCAGAGCAACAGGCUGAAGAGAUAGAAGUUCUUAAAUCAAUUUAUGAAGGAGAUGAAAAUUUUAAACAAGUUGAUGCAAAAUCUUACCAGUACAAGUAUAUAGAGGGAGAUAAGUCGUUCAUAUUAGAAAUAUUAUGGGGACCCACAUAUCCCACAGAGAAGCCAAGUUUUAAUUUAGAAAUAUUUUAUAAUCAAAGUUUAUUACCUUCGGUAAAAGAUAAAAUACUUUCUAUAGUAAAUGCAGAAGCUGAUCAAUGGGUGGGAUGUGCAAUGACUUAUACCUUGUUUGAAUGUCUCAAAGAAAAGGUUUCAGAAAUCUUAGCUGAACAAAUGGAGGAGGCUGUUGUUGCGAGAGUCGAAAAAAUUGCUAUUACAGAACAGACUGAAUCAAAGAAACCUGAGAAAAAGGAACAGAUGAGUAAAGCACAGAAACGUCGGGCGUGGGACCGCGCGGAGAUCGGGCGCGCGGGCGAGCGGCCGCGCGGCUGGGACUGGGUCGACAUCGUCAAACACCUCUCGCAGGCGCCCCACCAGCCCUCUUGACACUGAAUACACUGUAUACUCGUGGUUGAUAUAUCAUUUCCGACUAUAAAUGACAUACGAUCGAACUAUUGGUUGCCUGCGAUCUGUAUAAAUACAAGAUCUUAAAUUAAAAUAAAUAAAGCCUUCAAACGUUUAAUAA
Vanessa tameamea is the source of this 838-nucleotide messenger RNA. RefSeq names its product RWD domain-containing protein 4. Lineage: Eukaryota; Metazoa; Arthropoda; Insecta; Lepidoptera; Nymphalidae. The coding region runs from base 145 to 699 and encodes 184 amino acids. The transcript is spliced from 5 exons. Gene Ontology annotation, molecular function: protein binding. The record is from RefSeq and is a predicted model, not a curated record.